CGCAUCCGGCACCCCCGGAAUCAAUAAGUUAUGCUGUUGGGCGGGGGAGAAGCACGUCAUUCGUAGCGCUGUGUGAAUUUAAAAGCUAACGCUCCUAGAACUAACAUCGUACGACGGAUUUAAUCUAUGAAAUGCACUUCUGAAAUUAUCACAUACAUAGAGCCUAAGUCCUAUAUUAACGCCAACUGCAUACAUACUGGGACUCCAGCGCGAUGUUCCACUCGGCGGGGAGGUAUACGUACGUCUCUCCCCUCGAGGGGUACGAGAAUGCCCCGCCGCUGCCGGACGAGAAGAAUGAGGACGGCAAAAGCUACAAGAAUCCAGCGAGAGAUACCCUCAGCAAGACCUAUCUCGAGUUCCCCGAUCCGCUGGAUAACGGUCGUCGCGGUGGUUUUGAUGUACAUAUCUACCACUUUCAAAACAGCGAAAGCCAGACGCGGCAUGCAAAGGAGCUCUGGGAGCGAAUCCGACGAGAGUUUCCUGAGCUAAGGAUAUACCGCUUCUGGGAUAAGCCGGUAGGCCCUCAUCCAAUAGCGAUGUUUGAGGUUAAUCUUUUCUCGCCGGCCCAGUUCGGCGCCUUCAUCCCUUGGCUUGCUAUUUAUAGGGGUCCAUUGUCGGUGUUGGUCCAUCCCAACACGGUUGAGGAAGACGAAGGGGCUGAGCGCCGAAAUCAUUCGCAGAGGGCUAUUUGGAUGGGAGAAAGACUGCCUCUAGAUUUAGAUUUAUUCUGAACUGGCUGUUGAGAAGCUUGUACCCUGUGUAGUAUAAUAGAUCUCUUGGAGCCAAUGUAACGAAUCCCGCUUGUAAUAAGCCAAUGCGAAGAUAAGGUAGAGUUGUAUACCACUUAAUAGUUUUCUGUAUGUAUCAUCAAAUUGGUUCUUGCCUAUCAAUCCCAACCCCUAUACGAAUGUGCUCAACCAUUCCGGGAAAGAUGAUGUCUCCAAUUAUCAUAUAAUAUUCCACAAACACGAACUUUUAUGAGAAUGCGAUAUUUUCUGUAGCAUAAUAUGUCAUCUUUGCAUUGGAAAGAUGCUCCAAAUAUUGGGUUCGUAAGUUUGGGAGUAGUGAUGGGUAUGAUAUUUUACUUCCGCAGUGAAGCAAAGCAUGAGAAUGAUUCAGUCUAGUAGAACCCGAAUGCCCAACCAUAUCCUGUCUGAUGACUUUCGCAUGCUAAAGCCUCGAUUGCUUCGGCAUGUUUACAAUGUGAUUGAUGGUGGAGGAAAG
Daldinia decipiens is the source of this 1224-nucleotide messenger RNA. Its product is annotated as DOPA-like domain-containing protein. The transcript is spliced from 6 exons. The coding region runs from base 213 to 731 and encodes 172 amino acids. NCBI's taxonomy places the organism in Eukaryota, Fungi, Ascomycota, Sordariomycetes, Xylariales, Hypoxylaceae. The record is from RefSeq and is a predicted model, not a curated record.